This is a messenger RNA of Peniophora sp. CBMAI 1063, 834 nucleotides long. The record is from the annotation of a GenBank genome assembly. Lineage: Eukaryota; Fungi; Basidiomycota; Agaricomycetes; Russulales; Peniophoraceae.
AUGCUCUCGAUCGACGACAAGGUUCGACUGCCUUCAGGUUAUGAUAUCCCUCAACUAGGGUAUGGGGUGGGAAUGAACCACAAUACGCUCCCGACAGUGCUUGAAGCGUUCAAAGCUGGCUACAGGCACGUCGACAGCGCCAAGCUCUACCGGAACGAAGCCGAAUGCGGGGAAGCAAUCUGGCGGAGCGGCAUACCUCGCUCGGAGAUCUUCUACACAACGAAGAUAAUCGACUCUGACCAAGGCUAUACCUCGACUCUCGCAGCAGUCGACCGCUCCCUCUCCGCCGCAAACCUCGACUACAUCGACCUCUUCCUCAUCCACACUCCCAAGCCUGGCAAAACGAAACGUAUCGAGACAUACCGGGCGCUUCUUGAGAAGCGCGACGCCGGCAUGAUCAGGACUGUCGGUGUGUCAAACUUCGGCGUCCGGCAUCUGGAAGAGCUCGUCUCCGCGGGACUCGAGACGCCCGCUGUGAACCAGUUGGAGGUCCAUCCGUGGUGCCAGCAACGUGAGAUCAGGGCGUAUUGCGAGCGCAAGGGUAUCGUUGUACAGGCGUAUUGUCCCAUAGUAAGGAACAUUCCCGAGUUAAUAGGCGACCCUGUACUCGUACGCAUAGCCGAGAAGCAUCAGCGCGAGCCUGUUCGCGUCCUGUUGCGAUGGUCGCUGCAGCACGGCCUCAUCCCUCUCCCGAAGACCGAGACGCCGAAGCGCAUCUGGAGCAACGCGGCGCUCUACGACUUCGAGCUAGAUACCGAGGACAUGCAGGCGCUAGACGCACUCGAUCGAGGAGCGAACGGCGCUAUCAGUUGGAACCCCAUCGACGUACCAUAG